GCUUAAGUUCUGGGGCAGCAGUGUUAAGUCCUUCAGAGUGAGCGCAGGACGUGGGGGAGAGAGUCGGCAUGGCCCAGAAAAAUAACUUUCCGUUCUCCAUCAGGGAAUAUAGACCCUCGGAUCAACGCGCCGUCAUGGCGCUCUUCCACGACGGCAUACGCGAACACGUGUACCCGGCUUUCUUCAAGGCCAUGAGCCACCCGGACCACGUUGGCAUUGCUCUGAGCAUUUCCAUGGCCGGUUACGUUCUCGGAGGCAGCUCCUACUUCCAGGCCGUGCUCUUUGGCGGCGCGUGGGCCGGCCUCACCUACUACUGCUGCCAGGAGAUUUACGAGGGCUACGCCAAGAGGAGGCUGAGCGCGGACAUGGCGGACAUUCCAGCCAACUACCUGGAGAACCCAGACAGCGGUUUCUGGGUGGCGGAGGCGGACGUCGGCGGCCAGUCCAAGCUGGUGGGGAUCAUGGCGGUGACCGGGAAAGAGGGAGGGGCGGAAGGUGAGAGGUUCCGCGACCCGGACGCGGGAGCGGCGGGAGGAGGAGGGGAGGAGGACGAGGAGAAGGAGGAUGAGGUCGCCCGAGACGCCGCCGACGGGAGCUACGGCGAGAUGUCCCACGUGGUCGUGGCGUUUCCGUGGCGGCGCAAAAACCUGGGCUCGCAGCUGACGAAGAAGGCCCUGGACUUCUGCAAAGAGCGGGGACACGCCCGCCUCGUGCUGGACGUCAGCUCGCCGCAGAAGGAAGCCAUCGCGCUGUACCAAAAAUUGGGUUUUGUUCAAACUGCGUCCCACAGCGACACACACGCCAACCGCUGGUUCUCCAAGCUGGCGAGGAUAAGUGUGAUGCGGAUGGAGAAGUUCAUUUGAGGAACUUUAGACCUCUGCACCUCAGUGUACAUUAAGAAAAUAUCAGUUAAUUUAUGCUUCUUAUCUAAUUUAAUCAGAAAAAUCGUUCUGUUUUGUGAUACACGACCACUCACGUGUCCAUUAAAUGUAAUGUUUUUUAACAAAGCAGCAUUAAUCACCUCA
Messenger RNA from Gasterosteus aculeatus aculeatus (three-spined stickleback), 1025 nucleotides. RefSeq names its product N-acetyltransferase family 8 member 3. The record is from RefSeq and is a predicted model, not a curated record. Lineage: Eukaryota; Metazoa; Chordata; Actinopteri; Perciformes; Gasterosteidae. Gene Ontology annotation, molecular function: N-acetyltransferase activity.